AUGCCCGAUAGUUCUUUGACUGCCUAUUCCUAUGUUACUAUUGCUAUUUUCUUACUGGUAGUUCUAUUGGUAAUCAAGCCAGUUACUAUUAGAAUUAAAAAGAUAAAACUCUAUUUUAACCUGUCCACUGCGCCUCCACUGGGUGUUCUUAUCUUGUUGAUUUGCCGAGCUAUCAAUUUUGACGUUGUCGGAAAAGGAUUUUUGGGUACACUCGGUAUACAGCCAUGGUCGAUCCUCAUUCUAUUUUACUCGCUUGCGUACAUUUGUAUUUCGCUAGACAUGACAGGUGUGUUUCAAUUUUGUGCAUUUUGGGUAUCUCGGAAAGCUGGUAACCGAGGAUUACUUGCCUUUACUCUCUUUUUUAUCUUGACCAGUCUCAUGAGUGGGCUGACAAGCAAUGAUGUAGUCAUCCUGACAGGUACUGUGUUCUUAUCUUAUUUUACCAAAGUCACUGGUAUACAACCUACUGCCUUUCUGGUAAGCGAAUUCACUACAGCUAAUAUAGCCUCUAUGGCACUCUAUAUUGGCAAUCCGACAAAUGUGAUUGUAUCGGAAGCAUACAACAUCAGUUUCAUCACUUAUUCUGCUUGGAUGCUUCUACCCACGAUCGUCACGUUACUGAUGGCCUACUUAGUCUUACGCAUCGUAUUUCACUCAGAGAAAUAUCUACCCAGGCACAUUCAGCCGCCUGAUGCUGAUCCCAAGAGUGUACUAAUUGAUGGACAAGGCGCUAUCUUUGGACUCGUUCUUUUAGGAUGCUGUCUUGUCACGCUAGUGGCCACAUCAUUCGCAAGUGUACCCGUCUGGAUGGUGACACUACCUUUUGCUAUUGUUAUGCUGAUAAGGGAUAUAAAGCAUGAUCUCGGUAUCUCCAUUCGUGGAUUACUGCGUGUCAAGCAGCGUCAGGUCCGAUCGGAUGUUUCGGCUGAACCUAUUGAGUUAGAUACAAUCUCUUCCGGCACCCUUGAUCCAAAAGACGAGACAGAGUCUAGAUUCAAACAACAGAAAAAACUAAAACGAUUCCUAAACUGGUUUAGUCGACGGUUUCCUACCAUUAGGGCAGUAUCACUCCGUAUGCCUUGGUCUAUCUUGCCGUUCAGUUUGGGAAUGUUUAUGUUGAUCGAGGCGUUGGCUGAACGUGGCUGGGUUGGUAUCUUUGCUACGGCAAUGGCUGUGUUUGCAAAGAAUUAUGCUACGGCGGUUUUGGGCAUGACAUUUGUUUCGAUAUUGGCAUGUCAACUAUUAAAUAACUUGCCAAUGACCAUUUUGUUUACUCAGAUCAUACAGCAUCCCAAUUUCACCAUACAUGUAUCCUCCGAUGCAGUCAUGCAAGGGUUUCUGUUGGGGCUCAUUGUUGGGAGCAACUUGGGCGCUUGCUUAACUCUUGUGGGCAGUUUAGCUGGCAUCAUGUUCGAUCACAUCUUAAAAACAAAAGGCAUAUAUCUAUUAGGUUACUUUCAAUUCUUAAAAUGGAACUUGAUUAUAUUACCUCUGUUAGCAGCAAGUGCGUCAGCCAUUGUCAUUGGGGAAAUUUGGUUUAUCUACGAUCGAUAA
Molecule: messenger RNA, 1554 nt
Organism: Rhizopus microsporus ATCC 52813
Lineage: Eukaryota; Fungi; Mucoromycota; Mucoromycetes; Mucorales; Rhizopodaceae
Exons: 4
Coding region: 1-1554 (517 amino acids)
Biological process (GO): transmembrane transport; arsenite transport
Cellular component (GO): membrane
Molecular function (GO): arsenite transmembrane transporter activity
Source: RefSeq, a predicted model, not a curated record